CAGGCAAGCAUGGGCGGUAUCGAUUUUUCUACAACGAGCAUCAGUCCGCACAACAAGUGUUUUGCAGAUGGGGUUUUUAUGAUAACUAUAGGAGAGUCCACCUGCUACAACCUUAUAACACGGAAGUGUCUUGCUUCCUCUUCGGUUCUCUUUGGCUCCUGUUCGAUUUACUUCAUCUGUCUCGUCUUCGACGGCGCGACGCAUCCCGGGUUUCGGCUCGAAAGAUGGCUACGGUCGUCACAUGCUCCUUGAUCCCUAGCGUCAAGUCCUUCUUUUGAGCGCGGAUUUCGGUCGUGAUUUUUCGUUCAAAUUUUA
Aureobasidium pullulans EXF-150 is the source of this 315-nucleotide messenger RNA. RefSeq lists its product as uncharacterized. The coding region runs from base 10 to 252 and encodes 80 amino acids. The record is from RefSeq and is a predicted model, not a curated record. The transcript has a single exon. NCBI's taxonomy places the organism in Eukaryota, Fungi, Ascomycota, Dothideomycetes, Dothideales, Saccotheciaceae.